Messenger RNA from Clunio marinus, 2325 nucleotides. The record is from the annotation of a GenBank genome assembly. NCBI's taxonomy places the organism in Eukaryota, Metazoa, Arthropoda, Insecta, Diptera, Chironomidae.
UGGAAGUGUAAGCAGCAGACAAGAAAAUAAUGUCAAAAAAUCAGACACUUUUAUUAUUUUUGUUUGGUGUGCUGAUAGGCUUCUGCUUAUCAGUUGUGGUUUUAUACCCUAAAAAGCUUAGUUUUGCAAUAUCGAAUAAUGCUUAUGCAAAAAAAGGUGAAAGAAUCGUGUUUCAGUCAAAGUAUAAUGAAGAUCUUGCUGAUAAAGUUUUCAAUGACGUUAAACUUUUAUGUUGGAUUAUGACAACACCAGAAAAUCAUCAAAAGAAGGCAAUUCAUGUGAAAAAUACUUGGGGAAAAAGAUGCAACAAGCUCUUGUUUAUGAGUAGUGUAGAAGAUGUCGAAAUCGGAAGUGUAGCAUUGCCAAUCAAGGAAGGUCGAUCAACAUUAUGGGACAAAACAAAACAUGCAUUUAAAUACAUUUACGAUCAUCAUUUCGACGAAGCUGAUUGGUUUCUGAAAGCUGACGACGACAAUUACAUGUUUCCUGAAAACAUUCGUUACAUGUUAUCACAAUAUCGACCACAAACUGCCUUCUACUUCGGACAUCGUUAUGCUACGGAACAUGUGGAAGAAGGUUACAUGGCUGGUGGUGGUUACAUUCUUUCCAAAAAAGCUGUCGAGAAAUUUGUCACUCAAAUUAUGAUGAACAAAACUAUUUGCAGCAGUAGAGAUUCAGGAGCUGAAGAUCUUGAAAUGGGAAGAUGUCUGCAGCAUUCAACAAUCUUCGUAGAUGAACGUGAUGAGAAUAAUCAAAAAAGAUUCUUUCCAGCUGGAAUAAGAGAUCAUUUAAAGAAGAAAGUUGAUCUUACGUAUUGGUAUGAUUAUAGUCGAUACUAUGAAGUAGCACAAGGAAGCUUAGAAUGUUGUUCUGACCUUCCUGCGGGUUUCCAUUAUGUGAAUCCUAACGAAAUGUAUUUUAUCGAUUAUCUUGUUCGUCGAGUUCAUCCUUUUGGACUCUUAAGGAACAAUUCAGAAACACUUCCAAGAAAAUUAAAAUUAAAAGAAAUUCUCAGAGCUUCUGAUCAAGAAAGUCCAUCAAUUAAAUUUAAAAAGCACAACAUUAUUCAUAUUUUAGAAGAGUCAGAGAAAUAUGUGAAGAAAUAAAUUAAUUUUAUUGUUGAUAAGACUUUAACUUUCUGAAUUAAGAUAGUGGAUAUCGAUAAACGACUACAAUAGUGAUAGACACAAAACAUCUGUUUAAAUAAUGCUAAACUCAUUUCAAUGUGUUGAUGAAAAUUAUUUUAAAUGUAGUUCGAUUAGUAGUUGUUUCGGUAUGUCGAAAAGGGGAACAAUAUUUCUAAUAAUUGGAAUCAUCGGUGGAUUUUUAAAUUUUUAUGUGAUAUUUAAAUGUUUAUUUAAAAUACAAAAUCAAUUUGCUUCCCGAAAUCAUCCACACUAUGAAUAUAACUUAGAAUAUAAUGAAACAAUUUCUAAGAAAUUGUUCAAGGAAGUCAGAAUUUUAUGCAUGAUUCUGACACAUCCUGAAAAUCACGAUUCUCAAGCAAUAACUGUUAAAAGAACUUGGGGAAGACGUUGCAACAAAAUAGUUUUUAUAAGCACAGAAGAGGAUAAAAGAAUUGGAUCAAUUGCUGUUGAUGUUGAAGAAGGAAGAACGAUGCUUUGGGAUAAAACAAAAAAAGGGUUAAAAUAUGUUUACGAUCAUCAUUUUGAUGAAGCUGAUUGGUUUAUGAAAGCCGAUGACGAUACUUAUGUAUUGAUGGAAAAUCUUCGUUACAUGUUGUAUCAAUAUCGUUCUCAAACCGCACUUUACUUUGGUCAUCGCUUCACACACGGUUAUAUGGCGGGAGGUGCUUACGUUCUUUCAAAAAAGACCCUUGAGAAGUUUAUUACUCGACAACUAACAGAUCCAUCAGCUUGUAAGCAAGAAGGAGCUGGAGCUGAAGAUUGGGAGUUGGGGAAAUGCAUCGCGACUCAUUCAAUUCUUGUUGAUGAACGUGACGAUCAAAAGCAGAAAAGAUUUUUUCCUGUCAGUUUAUUACAGCAUGUUCAGGAAAACAAAGAUCUUACUUAUUGGUAUUACACUUCGCAAUUUUAUGAAGUCGAACAAGGAAGUUUAAAUUGCUGUUCAGCACUUCCAAUAGCAUUUCAUUACAUUAAUUGUCAUGAAAUGUACUUAGUCGAAUAUCUGACAAGAAAAGUGCAUCCGUUUGGCAUUCAUUCGACUAUUGACUUAACUCUGCCUCGAAAACUAACUUUUGAAGAAAUACUUUCCGCUUCUGAUAUUAACAGUACUGCUAUCCAAUAUCAAUAUAGAAAAGUUGAGCAUAAUUUUGAUAAGAAUGAAAAAUUUCGAAGAAAAUAA